Molecule: messenger RNA, 29910 nt
Organism: Pelobates cultripes (western spadefoot toad)
Lineage: Eukaryota; Metazoa; Chordata; Amphibia; Anura; Pelobatidae
Source: the annotation of a GenBank genome assembly
CUUAUGUUAAUAUAUAUUUUUCGUUACCAGGAGUGGCUGAGUGAGGUUCAGGACGUCUCACAGAGAGAGUCCCUGGAAUGGAGCGAGAGAAGCGCAGUGUAGGGGGGAUCCUGUCGUCUCUCUCCCUCCUCUGCGUGGUCCUAGAUCUCCAGCUGGAUGGUAAGCGGGUGAUACAAGCUAUGGAAAAUCCCCUGACAUAGGCAGUGCUAUUGGACAAAGCUACUCAUUUAACAUCAAGGGUGUCUUAUAGUAACUGAUCUAAAAGUUAAAAUCCAGUAUUUAUCCCAGUAUCUGUAUGUGUUCAGACAUUGCUGGCUUCAUAUCUAAUGGACCACGUGCUAUCAGAACAGGCUCAGACAGAGCUUGGUUCAUAUCUAAUGUACCGCAUGUUAUCAGGACAGGCUCAGACAGUGCUGGCUUCAUAUCUAAUGUACCGCAUGUUAUCAGGACAGGCUCCGACAGUGCUGGCUUCAUAUCUAAUGUACCACAUGUUAUCAGGACAAGCUCCGACACCGCUAGCUUUGGAUUUAACAUAUGAUGUUUGGUUUCUAGGAUGUUUAGCCGCCAGUCAUGCAGAAAUCGAAAAUCACUUGGAGAUGGGAAGGAAGCUUCUAGCUGCUGGGCAAUUGGCUGAAGCUCUAUCUCACUAUCAUUCUGCUGUGGGUGAGUAACACACCUUUCAUGUCACUCCUCAGUAUUAGGUAAAAGUGUUGUAUAAACAGAGUAGCCUGACCACAACGUGAUUACAAUUAUUUGUGCCUAGAUGGUGCAACUUUGUAUGUUCCAAAGAUUUUCCUUCAUAUCCUUAUAUUAUAUGGACUGCUGCAAUAGACUAUUGCUGACUAGUUGAGGAUGAUAUGGUUUGCAUUAAAGCCAGAUUCCAUAAAAUUUUGCUGUAGUUUAAGAAAAAAAUAAUAAUUUGACUGAAAUUGAAGCAUAGUACCAAAAUCUGACAGGGUUUCCAUUUUUGCUUUAUAUAUUUAGUUCUCUAUAACCCCCACAUGAUGACACAGACAGAAGGAGCUAUGAGUCUGUCCCUCCCCCAGCAGGGUGACACAGUGACACAGACAGAAGGAGCUAUGAGUCUGUCCCUCCCCCUGCAGGGUGACAGUGACACAGACAGAAGAAGCUAUGAGUCUGUCCCUCCCCCUGCAGGGUGACACAGUGACACAGACAAAAGGAGCUAUGAGUCUGUCCCUCUCCCUGCAGGUGACACGGUGACACAGACAGAAGGAGCUAUGAGUCUGUCCCUCUCCCCUCCUCCCCCCCUCCCCUCCACAGGGUGACACAGAAGGCGCUAGGAGUAUGUUCCUGCCCUAUUGGGUCACACAGUUGCAUACAAAAAAGUUAGGCAUAUUUAAUUUCUUGUUACAUUUUACCUUUCAGAUGGAGAUCCCAGAAACUACCUGACCUAUUAUAAGAGGGCAGCGGUGUAUUUGGCAAUGGGGAAAUUCAAGUCAGCCCUUCCUGAUCUCAGCAAAGCCAUUGACCUAAAGCCAGACUUUAUGGCUGUAAGUCUCUUGUGUCAUUUGUCAUAUGUCUACUUCCAUUUAAUGUUGGUUACCACCUGCACUAGUGAAAUAUAUCCUCUAUAUAAUCAUCAACUAGAGUAGUAGAAACGGGGGGGACAUGUAGUUACAUAGGCUGAAAAGGGACCUGUGUCCAUCAAGUUCGGCCUUCCUCUUAUUUGUUUUUUGCUGUUGAUGCAAAAAAAAAAAAAAAACAGUUUGAAGCAUUUCCAAUUUUGCAACAAGCUAGGAAACAAAAUUCCAUUUUGACCCCAGAAUGGCAGUCAGACUAAUCUAUGGAUCAAGAAGACCCUACAUUGAAAAAUUAUAUCCUUGAAUAUUCUGUUUUUGCAAGUAUGCAUUUAGUUGCUGUUUAACCCCCUUAAGGACGGCGGGCGUGCUAUGCCGUCCUUGGAGACUCCGCUCUAAACGUCGGUGGACGGUAUAGUACGCCCCCACCGUCCUAUUCACUUACCUGCUCGCAGGCAAUCUCACACUGGCGAUCGCGAUGGGGGACUUACCUGGGAGCCCAGGGAGUCCCCCUGCUUCCUCUUCGGCCCCUCUGGGCCAUGUGAUUGCGAGGACCUCAUAAUCACAUGGACGGGAUGAAAAUUAAAAUAAGGUUAAAAACAGUGUAAAAUAAAAAUAAUAUCUCAUAUAAUAUAUAGACAGACAGACAGGGUUGUUCGAUGGGCUAUGUCCCUUUUAAAAGGGACUCCCCCUCCUACCUAACUUACCUACUGGUCCAGACAUACUUUUGGACUUCCGGUACUCUGAAGGAUUUCAGUUGCAGCUCUCAACCUCCUCCUGACAGCUCGCCAGGGGUUCGCUCCCCAGAACACUCUGCUGCCCGUCAGUCAUUUUUUCCUGCCGAACAGUAAGUGAGCAGACCGGUAUCAUUAGCCCGACCCACCGAGGUCUACGGCUACCAUAUACCACGGGGGUACGGCAAACCCCCCCCCCCACAGACACAGGUCACGGAGGUCUGAGGUACCCUAGCAUGGCCUCCUCCGGCUGAUUUCACCUUGUCACUGGGCGGCAGAUCAACAGUGAGUACAGAUGGGUACAGCAGUACACCGUCUAUGUCUCACAUAGGUAUUACUUUUUUCUACAUUCCGCCGAGGUCUAUUACGGUUCCCUCCAUGCAUACUUUCACCCUCUCAGGGUAGCAGGGGCACAGAGGGUAACUCUGUAUCAGCGCCCCCCUCCCCUACCAACAGCGGCACGGGAAUCUCACUUACCGGCCUUGGUAACGGAUUUUCCCCAACGGUCUGAAUCUCCCCCCAUCCCCUCUCAGCAAGUGCACGGAGUUUGUCCCAUUCACAACACCUCUCCCCCUCCCCCUGAGAGUUUCACUUACCGGCCUCGCCGGCUCCCACUGCCCCUCCUAUCAAGGGAACGGAGUCCCUUUACUUAACGGCCUCACCAGCCACCCCCCCCAGGGUCUCUUAGCAAGCACAUGGAGGUCAUUACAUCCCCCACUCCCCCAGCAGAAGUGUGAUUACUUACAGGGUCGGAGUCCUGUCAGCAGCCAGGUACACUCCCUCCAGGCGCAGGUCUAAUCACUGCCGGUAAGCGCGAUCACUUACAGCACUGUAACGGCAGAGUAGGCUGUAAAACGCAAGCGGCAAGGCAACUCACAUCACACCCAGGCAGUUGUAAACGUGCAAUAUUAAAACAUGGCAGUCCACAAACGGGCAUAUAGGUUGCCACACAAGUCAUGUUAAUAAAUUGAAUUGAUUUGUUGAUGAAAUCCAUCUACUCAUUCGUAAAUGUUACUGGUUAUUCAUAUGUCAUGUUUUGAACAACUGUGUGUUGGCAUUACAUUUGUAGAGGGUUUCCCUCUGGGGGCAUGUUAUCCAUUGCUGGCUUUCUAAAUUUUUAUGGUACAGCCCUGUUGUCAAUUACCCCUAAUAUAUUGCUCUGUGCGAUCAGGGCAGCACAGCGCCGCCUGGUGGCCAUGCCGCACGUGGCUGCAGAUUGGCAGCCAUACGCCAUGCAUAUUUAGAUGUCAUUACCACAUAUUAACUUGUUCCACAUUCUUAAAAGGUUAAACGCAUGGAAUUAGUUCUCCCUCGGUAUAUAUGUUCGUUCAGUAAGUGUUAUUUGAUAUCUAAGUCUGCUUUAUGAGUCAGAAACCUAGACAAAGAUUGAGUGUUGUAGUACUAUCAAUUGGUACAUACUGUGUCGGCCACAAUCAUUCCCUGUACCAGUCAUACAUUUUCGUCAUUUAUAUUCUAUCACUACGAUUCAGCAAGCAGGAACAUAAAUGUUUGUAAAGGACAAUCUGUACUGAACAGACUCUUGUGAACCUAACAUAACAAAUUCUGACAUGCGGUACAGACUCAAAGCUCCAAACUUACAGUAUAAGUGCCAAAUCAGGAAUUUCACCUAAAGGUAGAUGAAGGUUGUUAAUGUUGGAAUUAAACACUACGAUUGCGGGGGAUAUUUCAGCAGGUUGAGUGUCGUUACAUAAUCAUAUGUACCCUCUUCCUUCUAUUCUGUCCUCCACCAUCUUGGGUUAGGCCUCCCUCCUUAGCAGGAUCUCAGCCUACCACAGAACAAACCAAGCAUACAUGGUUUCAUACAGGUACGUUGCUCCCGAUUCCUGUCCUAUUACAGGGAAGCAAUCCACAGAGAGGAUUGAGUAUGGCCACCUAGGUAUUUUCUCCCAGGCACUCUAUGCCAUAGAGAUAGAGGUACUGCGAGGCCAACACCCAUCUUCCACGUAAAAGGUAAUAUGCCCCACGGGCCAAAUCAUAGUUAGUCGCCUCGCUUGUUGCAUAGUAAGGGCCUCACUUGUCACAACUCUCCCCAAUUUAGGGACUCAUUCCUUGUAAAGCAACAAACCAGCAGGUUACCCCCUCGCGCCAACCAUAGGUAGAUCCUUUCAGGCCACUUGGCGACCAGUAGGGACUUACCUUUCACCAGUCUGAUUGUUUCGCCACUUCGGCACUAGUUAAAACAAAUGUAUACACCCUCAAGAGAAAUCUCAUGAUUCUUACAUAUGUAAUUCAGUUUGUCCCAAGUUCCAGAAGAAGGAGAUGACAUUUCUAGUCAAAGUACUCCAACUAGGACUGCCACCUCUACACGUAAAGGGGACCCCAGCAGUACAUCUUCGAUUAGAUCGGGGACCAUCCCACGAAUCACGGCCGAAUUCCGCAGGGAAACAUACCCUUAACAGCUACUGCUACUGUAUGGCAAACCUAAAGAAUGACAUCCUGGAGGGCAAGGACGUUAAUCUCGUCUCGCUUCCCAGGAUGUCACAGAGUACCGCUCAUACAGCUAGGGCGAUAUCUCAGAGGUCCUUAUGGCCGGAGACACAAGACUGAGGAAAUUAUUCAUCAGUAUAGUUAUAAACCUUCAUGGUCUUGUGUCAGUACACACUACUGCAUUCCACAGGUCUCAGCCUACAUUCCUGGCUAUUGUGUUCGGUACAUCUACCCUCAGGUCAUUGGACUCAACAGGUAUUUAGUAUAUGUAAAGAAAAAAGAGGGAUGGAACAGUGCUAUCCAAACUGUUUAUUUAGUACAUGUAGUCAUGGUAUUUCAGCACCUCCUAUCAUGUUCCCCGUAUAGACCGUAAAACGAUCAUAUGUUACGCUGAAAGUUGCUGUACGAUAUCAGUAUGGCCAUAUUUCAGUUAUGGUUACACUGUCAUUACCAGUAACUUUCAGCUGAUCUACAACUAAAUAACCACCAAACUCACCCCAUUAAAGUCCACUCAGACUUACGUUACCUCCCAGUACCACAGGAACUACAUUGGCCGCUCUUAACCUCUCAUGCAUAGUCCUCACACAAAGCCAUCUAUGGACCAUUGGGAACAUAAGUCAGGUAACCUUAGGGGACAAAUACGUCCUAUUUGCAACCUCUCAUUUGGGCACUAAGUUCACAUAUCUGCUGGAUAGGAAUGUAUGCGUAAAGUGCAGCUAUCUCACAGCUUUCUACCUGUAAAUCAACACGUCUUAUAGUAUUAUACUUCUGCUAUAUCUUGCACUGUCCACAUACGGCCAUACAGUAGCUCUCCUCACUACCCUACCUACACGACCUACUCCAGGCCAAAUGUACAGAAUGUAAUAAUUCCCUCAGAACAGACGUUCUCAUUACCUUUCAUUGUACUAAUUCAGUCUAGCAUAUUGUCAAUUUACGACACGCACAACAUACCGCAUACAUUAUGAUACGUAAUGAAGUUACCAGGUGGGUCAUUUUUAAGUUUCACGGGGUCGACCUUACUAUCCAACCGCCACUGGGCUUACAGAGUCAAUUCCAUACUGGACUAUACCCACAUCACCACUGCAUAUUAGACCAGUUCAUAUACAUCAUAUUAUACUGUCCUUCCCGUUUUUCUUGGCUAUUUGACUGCUCGGGCAACAUGGUACAAGUUACCACAUUAGCCAUGCACAGGCAAUGCCUAUUGUACGGCCUUACCCAACAUCUAGGCUGUUAAGUAAUUAUAGCUUACAGGGGCAACCAUGACCUUAGAAUGCCACGGCCAAUUUGAUUCACAACCACACUCUUUUAUAUGUGGCAUACGACCCACCAAAUGGCUAUCCACUAUAGCAUACUGGCAGCCCCUCAUUUGGGCUAUUACAUACGGCAUAAGGAUUACAAUUUUGACAUAAGAUUGCAAAACUUUGUCACAAACUACCACAGCAGGCCUCUACACGGGGCCCUCACUAGGCCAUCACUCUCACGUUACAUACGACCCACUGCGAUCAAUCCACUAAGACUCAAUUUCGGCCCACAGGGGGGAAAUUACAUACGACCAUGGUCACGUUAGACCAUUCAAGCCUCCCUAUACGGCCCUUUCUCGGCCCUUACAACUCCAGUCAUAGACACUUAAGCGAUCGCCAAUAUUCGUUCCAGCUGGUAACCUAGAAUGUCCUACACACGUCAUAUAUUUCAGGUCUUCUAGCGGAAGGACGCCCAGCAGGAACUCACCUAGGCACAAUCUAUUUAGGUGUCUCUUCCAUAUACAUAUAUGUCUUUAACUAGGGUCAUCUACAUACAUAGUCACCCCAAAGCAGCGGCUUACACAGGGCUUCUGCAAUCUCAGGGGACAGUGGGCACGGGGUAGGUGGCCGGGAAAUAAGGAGCAGCAAGGAACCAGAUCGAAGGGUUCCUUACGAACUCUGCAUUACUAUGGCUACAAUUAUACCCAUUGUAGCCAUAGUAGCAACAUGGGGUCAUUCAUGAGCAUGCAGACCGGUUCAAGGUCUCGGACAAUUUGUCAAUGGGCCACGUCAUAAACAAGUCCGGUCUUGUAUUCCUUAUUAUGAAAGCAUCAGACGACUAACCUAGUGGAAGCCUGUCACCAAUUUUAGCUGGUAUGUUACCACGUAUCAGUCAUUUACAGUACAACUGCUGACCAGUUAUCUAGUCUUCAGUUUCAGGCGUUCAGGAGGUCCCUAAGCAACUGCCUCACCGAUAGCCAUGAUCGCUCCCCAGGUCCCAGCAUACCUAUGGAAUAGAAGAGUUGUUAAGUCACAGCAGGAAUUCACACAGUUGGCCCGCAAAGAAUACGCACACUGCUAUGACAGAGCUUACUGCAUUUAUCGAAGUUCAUGUCAGAUCACCACCUUACAAACUGUUUCAAGAAUACAAGAUGGGGGCUUUCGCCACUUUUUGGCCACAUCAGAUAAAUGUCACACAACACUAUUAAGUUAUAUCUCCCGGGCAUUCAACACCACAUGUUCUCAGUUACAAACAUCAUUCACAAAUCCGCUAUAUACUUGGCUUUUAUGGUUUCCCACGACCAGAGAAGUUACCAUCAUAGGGCAACACGAUUCCAAGCUUUGCCUAUGGUGUUCUAACCUGUACAAAUACAGGAUCACUACGUAUAAACUUACCAUCAACUAAGACCAGCCAGAGGGGUCACGAGGUACUUAUUCAGUACAACCCCACCAACAACGCAUACCUCAGCCGACCCAGGAAUGUGAAAUGUCACCGUAAUACGCUAACUCCUUGUCUUGUGUUUUUGUAAUAAACAUCUUUGAGUACACUAUAUGGGUAUUCCUUUUGCCCACUUAUUUACAGGCCUACCACACACGUCUGUUUCGGCACACCUCUACCGACUUUUUCAUUAUUGUGAUAAGUAUACUCACUAGCUAUUUCAUACUAUACUGAAAUGGCCCCGAACACAAAUUGGAAGGCAGGGCCUGAAAUGUGGGAGCGGCUAUGUCCCUUUAAAAGGGACUCUCCCUCAAUCCUAACUUACCUACUGGUCCAGACGUACUUCUGGCCCACCCUCCUCUCCCUCUAUUCAAUACUAUUUAAGGUAGGCCCACUUAUUUACAUACCUACCACACACAUUGGUUUCGGCACACCUCUACCGACUCUUUCAUUAUUGUGAUAAAUAUACUCUCUAGCUAUUUCAUACUAUACUGAAAUGGCCCCGAACGCAAAUAUAAAUAUAUAAAUAAAUAAAUAAAUAAAUAUAUCACUGUCUUUAAGUGUAUUUUAAUAUUAAUAUAUUAUCAAAAUACACGUAGAAUGAUAUUAAUUAUAUAAUUAGAAGUGUGUGUGUAUGUAUAUGUGUGUGUGUGUGUGUAUGUAUGUAUAUAUAUGUGUAUAUAUAUAUUUAUUAUAAGUAUAUACGUUAAAAAUGAAAAAUAAUUUUAAAAAUGUCAUUUCGUUCUAACUGUAUUUUGAUACUAAUGUGUGUAGAUAUAUAUUGAUAUCAAAAUACAGUUGGAACAAAAUAAUAUAUAAAUGAAAAACAGUAAAAUGUAUUACAACGAUGAGAUCAGUGAAAGUGAUGGGGGUAAUUCUCAUUCCUUGGCUAAACAAUCUGGCGAAUUUCAAUGUGAAAAAACGGAAAAAUGUGAACGGCUAUAUUUGACCCUGUAACUUCCCGCAACACCAUAAAACCUGUACAUGGGAGGUGCUGUUUUACACAUGAGACAUCGCUGAAUACAAAUAUGUUACUGCAGUAAAUGCAAACAGUAUUAGGACAUUCACAGUUAAAAUGUCACGCAGAACUAAAAAAAAUAACAUUUCUUCAUUUCUCACAUUUAUUUAAUAUUUUAGUCAUGUUAAAUUAUGUUUCCUAGCUAAAUAUAUGAUGUUAAAUGACAGCCCUAUUUCUCCUGAAUAAAAUGAUAUAUAAUAAGUGUGAGUGCACUUAAUAUGAAAGAGGUGAAUUACGGUUGAACAGACAUAUAGUCAAAUUUCAAGUUUUGUUUACGUUUUAUUUUGAUCAAAACGUGUACAUUUGGCUCAGUCCUUAAGGGGUUAAACAUCUGUACGGACUCUGACAAAAUAUCUUCUUCAGGCAGAGAAUUCCAUAUCCUUAUUGUUCUUCUGGUAAAAAAAACAAAAAACAAAACCUUUACUUUGCUUUAGACUAAAUCUUCUUUCUUCCAGUCUAAACGCAUGACCUUGUGUCCUAUAUAAAGUCUUGUUUGUGAAUAGAUUUCCACACAGUGGUGUUUAUUGGCCCCGAAUAUAUUUGUAUAAUGUUAUCAUAUCCCCUCUGAGGCAAUGUUUUUCUAAACUAAAGAGGUUUAAAUUUAACAUUUCUUCAUAGUUAAAAUGUUCUAUUCCUUUUAUUGAUUUUGUAGCCCUACUCUGCAAUCUUUCUAGUGCCAUUAUAUCCUUCUUCAAAACAGGUGCCCAAAAUUGCACAGCAUAUUCAAGAUGUGGUCUUACCAGCGAUUUAUAAAGACACACAGUGUAUGGGCAAAAGUAUUGGGAUCAUCUUAAAUUCAGGUGAUCGAUCAAACCCUUUGCCAUAGGUGUAUAAAGAACCUAGCCAUGCAGUCUGCAUUUACAAAUAUUUGUGAAAAAUAGGUCCAUAAAGCAAUGGUUGGAUGAGUUUUGUAAGGAAGAAUAUGACUGGCCCCCACAGAUCCCUGAUUGAACACCUUUGGGAUGAACUGGAAUUGUGAGUCCUGCAUCAGUGCCUGACCUCACAAAUGUUCUACUGGAUGAAUGGGAGAAUGCCUUCCCAGAAGAGUGGAAGCUGUUAUAUCAGCAAAGGAGUGAAACUGCAUGUUGAUAUCUAUGUAUUUAGAAUGCAAUGUCAUAAAAUUCCCUACUGGUAUAAUUGUCAGGUGCCCCAAUACUUUUGUCCAUAGAGCGUAUAUCUGUUUCUGUGGGUUUGGUUUGCAGUACAAUGUAUUGGGCUUCCACUCUGUAGCUGGUCCUAACCUAAAAACAAAUUUCUGAUUCUCCAUUCAGUCCAUCUUUAUUCCUCUUUAUCUUCCUUUGAAUACAUCCCCCUCUCACCUUCUGUGCUGCAGAGGUGGUUAAAAACCUCUUAUGUCACUUUCCUGAUUACAGCACCCAUGUUCCUCCACGCUGGUUCAGACUCCACCUUCCAGACCAAAAGUCUCCUAACCACUUGGAAGUCCCUCUAGUGGCUGUCUUGUAGACAGUCUCUAGAGGUGGAGUUAACUGUAGCCGGUAAUUAUUGUAAUUUAUUAAAAACCGCAAUAUUUACCUUUGCAGGAUUAAGGUACCUGUCCGUCAAUUAGCAGAAGUAGUUUGGUUGUCUAUAGUGUCCCUUUAAUGGCAAAACCCUUCCAACUUUGAUAUUUGUCGAGCACAAACUAUACCUAAUGAAGAAACCUUAUGCAAAAUGUACGAUCCACUCUACAGAGCAGAUAAUUUUGGCAGCAAAUCCUUCCUUUAAAGAGUUAAUUUAACCUGUUUCUAGUGCAUGUUGUUAGUCUACUAGCAGUCAGAUUCUUGUUUCCAAUAGUAAAAAUCCCUUAUGCUUGUACGUUAUGGGUUAACCUGUCCUGUUUCUUCAUUCCCAGGCCAGACUGCAGAGAGGAAACAUUCUCUUAAAACAGGGAGAUACUCAGGAAGCCAAGGAAGACUUUGAAGCUGUUGUGAGUAUAUAUGUAUAUAAGGUAUCUCACAAAAGUGAGUACACCCCUCACAUUUUUGUAAAUAUUGUAUUAUAUAUUUUCAUAUGACAACACUGAAGAAAUGACACUCACUUUUGUUGCCAACGGUUUAGACAUUAAUGGCUGUUUGUUGAGUUGUAUUGAGGGGACAGCAGAUUCACACUGCUAUACAGGCUGUACACUUACUACUUUACAUUGUAGCAGAGUGUCAUUUCUUCAAUGUUGUCACAUGAAAAGAUAUAAUAAAAUAUUUACCAAAAUGUGAGGGGUGUACUCACUUUUGUGAGAUACUACUUUUUUUUGUUAUGUUUUUUUGUCCAUAUUUCUCUCCAGGAGUCUGUUUUUUUUUUUUUGUUUGUUUUUUUUUGUUUUUUUUUAAAUCACUCAUUUUCCUUGUGUGGGUCUUGUUUGUGACAGAGAUUUGAGAUGUUCAUGCGGCACUUUUAAUAUAUAAUAUUCAAGCUCCUCUUACAUAUAUGGAUUCACUGAUUUGAUUUUAAAAUAAUGUUCAACUGUUUGCUAUUCUGCUAGCGUUAGUAGCUGUCCAUACAAACACUUUAUCCUACUGAUCAUCUGUUUUCCUGACAUGGAAAAUGGCCAACAUAAUCUUGUAAUAAAUCAUCUUUUUAUUAAAUCAUGUAAAGUCUAUAUGUCUCUGUCUGAGGAUAUAGCUAGGUGCCAAAAAGAUUGUGAUGAGACCAAACACAUCUGUGAUGGAGUGAAGCUGAAGAAAGGCGAUAAGCGCACACAAAUAAGGAGUUGUUACCUUAUACAUACAUUCCUCUUUUUAUAGAGAACACACACAUUUCCUAUACAGAAGUAAAAAUAAAAUACAACAUAGUGUAAUCUGUAUAUAUGUUUCUGUAAGUAGGUGUCAGAAUUAGGAACACUCGCAAUUUUCUGAGCCCAUUAAAGUUGGCUCUGGACUAUAGAACAUGUAUGUCUCCUUAGGGACACAAGGUAGCUUCCUCCAAUAAUGGGGUCCCACAAAGUGCAAGAUUGCUGGAAUCAGGAACUCCAAGAAUAGGUAAGUUGCUAAAAACGAUUUAUUGGAUAAACCAUAAACCUAAAAUAUGCACAACGCGUUUCAACCCUACAAUGGGGUCUUCCUCGGGGGCUGUUGAAUAUUGCACUGGUCUAAACAUGCUUAUAUAUGUAUUGUGAUAAGGUGAAUGGGGUGGUCUGUGAGGGAGUUUAUAUUUCAUCUGCAUUGUUCAGAGAGGCAUAUGAUAUUUAACCCCAGGGGGAGUGUGUUUAUGUAUAUAACAUAAAUGCAUAUUUAGUUAUGGGCCUCUGGGGUGGAGCAUUUGGAGAGAAGGGUGGGCCAGUGCUCCACUCCGCUGUUUGUUUUUUCUUGGGAGACUAGGUCCAGACCAGGGUUUGGACUGUCUCCAACCCACUGCUCAGCUGCAGGUAAUCAACUGCAGCAGUGGGAAUAAACCCCUCCCUGCUAGGCAGGUAAGGGGAGAAUGUUUGUUUUUGUUUCUCUCUUGAUUAGCUGGAAGCAGCAGGCUGACUAAACACUGGAGUGCUGAGAGCUGACAAAGACACUAGGGUGGUGAAACCAGUAUUGUUUUGUUAUAGUUUAACCCCUGAGAGAUGGGGAUGCUGAAGUUAGUAAGUACUCAGACGAGCUAGGCUUUAGUUUAUAGGGAUUUGUGUUACAUUAUUUUUUUUUUUUUUUUUUGCUGUCUCUAUGGUGAAGCUCAACAAUAAAGUGCCUGGUUACGUUUAAAGACUGUUACUUUUAAAGACUGUGCAUGUCUGUACCCAAAAGGACCGUGCUAACUGCAGACAAGGAUCACAGUAUAUACUAAUUAACAAUAAUGUACUCAUUUUGUACAAGAAACACUCCCAUCUCCAAAUAUGGUCUGAAGCAGAAACGUCAUUUUGGGGGUGGCAAAUAAGUUUCCGGUUCGGACCGUAUUUGGACAUGGGAGUGUUUCUUGUACAACAUGUGUACGUGUACCACUUUUAGAUUCUUGAGCGCCACCUAUACUUCGUUUCUGAAAUUACAUCUGUGACGGAGCCUCCAUGCCAGGGAAUUUUGGAGAGGCUUGAAGGCCAGUCCCCUGCCCACAAAAUAUGGGCCUGGUCCUUACUGACACUUACUGGGCUUUCCAGCCAGACAUGAGGACCUUUGGGGAUCGCAUGGACUCCUUUUACACAUUGAGCGACUAACCGGCAGAUACUCUGGAACUGUUGCUUGGAUCGGGACUGUGCCAAGGUCAGAUCAGUUUUUAAAGCAGUUAUUGCUCAUUUGGAGGUUAGGUCGGGAAGGCAAGAAGGAAUCGGGGGAUGCCCGAGAAACUACUUUUUAGAGACCCGGUAUAAGUUGCUUCAUGCUGGAACUCUUUGUCGAAUUGAAAAGUAGCUGCAAAUCAGUAAAACUUUAACACCUUGUAACUUUGUAGCAGAUCAAAGUGCUGUUUGGACAUUAGGGCAUUCCGGGGCUCUAUAUUAUCUGGGGGUACGACCCAGGGAAAGGGGCUUCUGCCGGACAUUUUGUGUGCUGUGUCUGUAGGACUGGGAGAGUACAGCAGGGUCCUGAUUGUUUUUGCUGGGGAUAAUGUAAUUAAGUCCCCAGACAUACUGCGCAUUGCUUUGUUUGGAGGAAACCCAGAAAGGAGAGAACGCAAUGCUAUGUAUCAAUAGCUGUGUGCUGAGAUAUAAAGAUCAUUCUAACCCCUGCAUUCAGACUUGUCAAAUGUGUAUAGGAAAAACUAUAGUCUUUAUAAGAGAGAAGGUCUCCUGAGUUAUAAUCACUGCAGCCUAGUCUGGUGGAAGAGGUCCACAGAGACCCCAGUCAAGCUCAGGUGACUGGGUCUGAGGGGCUUCAGAGUCCCUGGUAGCUGAGAGGAGGCUGACUUGGGGUAGGUAUGUCACAUUUACUGUUCUGAAUAGCUUGCAUAUCUCAAGUUGGACUUUGACACUCACCUUUUGGCACCUAGCUAGCUCUCAGAGAGACUUCAACUCACAGACCUCUGCCUGCACUGUCUCUAAAUAACGCCUUUGGCUUUCAGGCCUUGCUCGUUCUUAGGUCAUCUUGGGGAUCAGGGACCAGUGCAGCCAGCCAACAGGUCAGAAAGCUCCAGAUCUCUGAACAAACGCGACCAGACACAUGGUUCCCAAUGGAACCAACACACAAUACCGUAGUUUCACUCAGGACUAACCCUAUCUGCAUUACAUUCCACUUAUGGCGAUACACCAACCAUAAUAGCAUGGGGAAUAAUGCAGGCACUUAUAUAACACAAUACAAUAAUUAUAAAGGGGUGGGGAAGACCAACACUGACACGUUAUGCCUCCCCUGCCUGCCCAAACCAUAAUAUGCACAUUAACAAGCCUUGCUAUUCAGGUUGUGCACCACGUGACUGUUCCAAGAUCUUCAUAACCAACAGGUGGCGCGUCACAGGCUCCACAGUCAAAUCCACCUAGUUGUUUGAGGGCAUCAACAGGACAGGAAAGCACACAAAACAUUUUAACAAUUAACAAAAAAUACACACCCUGCACCUAUAAUGGGCACAAUUAGUGUCAGAGACGUACACAAACAGGCAGCUCCAUAACUCCCAACUGCAAACCCAUAUCCCAGCCCAUGGUGGAGCAACACUGGGAAUAACGGAGGCCAACCGUUACUAAAAUAGCUGCCUGGGAGAAGGCAGAGUUUAUAUAGGCCCAGUGAUUGUGAUCGUCACAGUAUCUGCAUAAAUGCUGGGGGAAGUGUGAAACAAAAUGUCAGGCUGACUGCAGUUAAUUUUCCUAUUAGUACAUUCUGCGCUACAUUUAGAGAUACAAUUUGCUGUCCUUUAAUGGUAGUACAACUUACAUUAUCACCCAUAGCAAGUGAAGGGCAGACAAGAACGGCGGAGCUUUCCUCUGCAGCUGAGGAGGAGGAGUCAAUAUAUAUAUAAAAAUUUUCCUGCUUUUAGUGGUGACUAGUGGUUUAUAUUUAAAUGUACUAUGAGCAUGCUGAGCAUUAAACCUCUCAGUGGGUCAGGUUAACUGUUUGUAUGUUAGUCUGCAGUAUUAGUUCAACCUGUGAAAUCAAAUUAAAGGGAGUAUCUAACGGUUUUCUCUAUUUCUCUCAUGUCAGUUGUUGAAUAGUCCUUCAAAUGAAGAAGCCCAGAAUCAGCUGGAGAGAGUGAGAGAGCUUGAUGACCGGUUACAGGAAGCAUGGGAGGCGUACGAUAGACAGGAUUAUGGAGAAUCAAUAUCCCUGCUGGAAAGAGUGGUUGAGGUAAAUAUUCCUUUCUAUAUCACUUCUCACUCUACCUGUGUCACCCUGCAGGGGGAGGGACAGACUCAAAGCUCCUUCUGUCUGUGUCACCGUGUCACCCUGCAGGGGGAGGGACAGACUCAUAGCUCCUUCUGUCUGUGUCACCCUGCAGUGGGAGGGACAGAUUCAUAGCUCCUUCUGUCUGUGUCACCCUGCAGUGGGAGGGACAGACUCAUAGCUCCUUCUGUCUUUGUCACCCUGCAGGUGGAGGGACAGACUCACAGCUCCUUCUGUCUGUGUCACCCUGCAGGGGGAGGGACAGACUAAUAGCUCCUUCUGUCUGUGUCACCCUGCAGGGGGAGGGACAAAGUCAUAGCUCCUGUUUGUGUCACUGGGCAGGGGCAGACUCAUAGCUCCUUCUGUCUGUGUCACCCUGCAGGGGGAGAGACACUCAUAGCUCCUUCUGUCUGUGUCACUGUGUCACCCUGCAGGGGGAGGGACAGACUCAUAGCUCCUUCUGUCUGUGUCACCCUGCAGUGGGAGGGACAGACUCAUAGCUCCUUCUGUCUGUGUCACCGUGUCACCCUGCAGGGGGAGGGACAGACUCAUAGCUCCUUCUGUCUGUGUCACUGUGUCACCCUGCAGGGGGAGGGACAGACUCAUAGCUCCUUCUGUCUGUGUCACUGUGUCACCCUGCAGGGGGAGGGACAGACUCAUAGCUCCUUCUGUCUGUGUCACUGUGUCACCCUGCAGGGGGAGGGACAGACUCAUAGCUCCUUCUGUCUGUGUCACUGUGUCACCCUGCAGGGGGAGGGACAGACUCAUAGCUCCUUCUGUCUGUGUCACUGUGUCACCCUGCAGGGGGAGGGACAGACUCAUAGCUCCUUCUGUCUGUGUCACUGUGUCACCCUGCAGGGGGAGGGACAGACUCAUAGCUCCUUCUGUCUGUGUCACAGUGUCACCCUGCAGGGGGAGGGACAGACUCAUAGCUCCUUCUGUCUGUGUCACCGUGUCACCCUGCAGGGGGAGGGACAGACUCAUAGCUCCUUCUGUCUGUGUCACUGUGUCACCCUGCAGAGGGAGGGAGAGCAUCAUAGCUCCUUCUGUUUGUGUCACUGUGCAUCUGUUAUUUGUACUCCAUAUACUUAUUUUCUCUUGUUUCCUUCUAGUUGUCCCCAUGGGACCCUAAUGUUCGAGAGCUGAGAUCUGACUGUUACCUUGAAGUUGGAGACCUGAACAAAGCCGUGCAAGAUCUUAAGCCCACAACAAAACUGCGCAACGACAACCGUGCUGCCUUCCUUAAACUGAGCAAAUUGUACUACACCAUGGGGGUGCACGAAGAGAGUCUGAGGUAGUGUGUGUGUGUGUGUGUGUGUGUGUGGGGAGAGGAGGGGGAAGGGCUCAAGUUGUAUUACAGUAUAGUGGAGAACGAGGGGAAUCUGGGGUAGUGUGAGGUUGUAUUACAGUAUAGUGGAGAAUGAGGAGAGUCUGGGGUAGUGUGGGCUGGGUGAGAUUGUAUUACAGUAUAGUGGAGAACGAGGGGAGUCUGGGGUAGUGGUGCGUGCUUGAGAGAAGGGGUUGGAUGAAGCUUUGUUAUUGGGGAAAACGAGAUUAUGUAGGGAGAGUGGAGGUUAAAUUGAGAGAAUUCUUGUUUUUCUUUUUGAAGUCAUGUUCGUGAGUGUCUGAAGCUGGACCAGGAUGAUAAGGAUUGUUUUUCACACUAUAAACAAGUGAAAAAGUUAUCCAGGCAGUUGGAAUCUGCAGAAGAGUUAAUUCGAGAACAAAGGUGAGCGUUUGUCGUCGUGUGUCAAACAAUAAGGUGUGUGUGUAAGCCAUCAUACACGUGUUCUGGAUGGGUAAGACACCUCUAUUGUCCAUGUCUGUUAGUGAGUCUAUCGUGUUGGUGUGACUCUGCCGCCCAGUGUCCCGGAUGCUGUUUCGUGCCCUAUCUGUUAAAGGGAUACUAAAUGCAUUAAAACAACUUAUAGCUUUUUGAAGCAGUUUUGUGUAUAGAUCAGGGGUUCCCAAUUGAUUUUUGUAUUCCCGUGGAAUCCUUUAACAUAGUGUACCAACAGCAUUGAACCCCCCCAAAAAAAUUAUAAUUGGCAAAGUGUUAUGUUUUUUCUUUUUUUCCCCCCGCAAAUUUAGUUUUUUGGUAUAUAUAUACAAUUAUUUCUAUCACUAUAUCAGUGUGUAUCUGUAUCUGAGUGUAUGUAUCAGUGUGUGUGUAUUUGUAUCUGAUACAUACACUCAGAUACUGAUGCGCACACACACAAGUCCAGCGGUGUUCGCGCUGCUGUGUAGCCGAUUUUAGUUCCAGGCACUCGACGUCCAAACACCGCUGGGCUAAAAGGAAAUCCAAGAUGGCCGCCGCCGCGUGGUCGGUAGCCAAACGAUGGCCACCUGGGAAAUCAAUUAGCAGCCGAUAGAUACAUGUUGCAACUGGUUAAUGGGAGCCACACGACCCCCUGUGUGUGGGCUCCCAUUCGGUACUUUGUUAGUUUCACGAACAGUAUGGAAAGUCACUAUUCAUGAAACUACCAAAUUAAUGCUAGCGGCUUUCGGCCGUUAGCAUACGAAUUCCCUCUUUAUUACAGGUAUAGCCGAAUACAUAAACUAACAGAAUUGGACCAGCUUUUCUAGGACAACAUGUAGACCUAUAACCGCAUAAUCUGAAGUGGCUAGGUUUACCACACUUGGAUACAGAUACACACACUGACGCACACAUACUGAUACACACACACACACUCCUGCUCUCCAUCUACUACCCCCUCCAAAGCUCUUUAUUUCACUAAAUUAAAGGCUUUGAAGCAGUGCUCCAAGCCACGCCUCCAAACCACCUGGAUGUCAGAGCAGGGAAUCUUACUUCCCAGUGUUCUAUCAAAAAACCCUACACCGUGAAAUUUCCCUAUCACCUUCACUACCGAUGACACUGCCAGAUCCGAAGUGAGCAGAAUCUGCUGUAGGUCUGGUUACCUGUGUGGGGCGCCUGUGCCCCAUCAGAAGGGGGGGUAGGUGAUUCUUCCAGUACGCUGUGGUGGUUCUUGACCGUGUUGAUAGUGCGUGCAGGGGAAUGGGGGCGUGUCUGUAUGAUAGUAGUGCACAUGCGCAGUAGUGUGGGGUAUGGUAUUUUCAUGAUGCGCAUAUGCAUGCUCAAGCACUAGCUGUGUGGUACUCAUGCGCAGUACUGGGUAGGGUAUAUUAGCAGCGCUACUGCUGAUUCAGGAUAUUUCGGUGUGGCAGCAUCACUGGAAGUAACGGGGGUAGGCAAUUUUCACGUUUUUUUGCCAUACAACCUUUUCUCGUACCGUGAUGUUACAUUGAAUCAUGUAUUCAGUGAUUCUCUAUGGCACAGUCAUGCCUCGAGGAAGUGGUUGUGGCCACUUCGAAGGAGGCCCUUGAGAAAAGGUCAUUUGUUUUAUUUUAAUUUACUGUGUGUGUGUGUGUUGCUAUAUAUAUAUAUAUAUAUAUAUAUAUAUAUAUAUAUAUAUAUAUAUAUAUAUAUAUAUAUAUAUAUAUAUAUAUAUAUAUAUAUAUAUAUAUAUUGUGUAUCUAUAUAUAUAUAUAUAUAUAUAUUGUGUAUCUAUAUAAAUAUAUAUAUACUGUACAUAUACACGGUAGCUUAAACUAAACAGGCACAUCUGUAGCGUUGGGAAUAAAGCAGAUAAGUAUUCCUUACACUAUAGUGCCCCUUUAGUAAUCUAAACUGGGUAGUUUAGAACUGAAGAGGUACCAAUAAUAAUUUAAAUUAUUGACUAUAUUUACAUAUUCCAGAAGAAAUGUAGCUUCUGGAGAGAGAAAAAAUCUAUAUAAAACUGUUUUUUAUGAAUGUUGAUCAGAGCAAUUCCCAUCCACGGCACAGGUAUGAAAAUGCCAUUGAGAAACUUGAAGCAGCCAUCAAAACUGAACCACACGUUGAGAUUUAUAGGAAGAGAGCAAAAGAGAGAAUAUGUCACUGCUUGUCAAAGGUAUUCUGAUUGUGUAUCAUGUACUCUGCCACAAUAUACACAGUGUAAGCCUACACACACUGCCAGGAUAUACACUGCAUGUCUGCAACCUGUACUCUGCCACAAUAUACACAGUAUAAGCCUACACAUACACACUGACAGCAUAUACACUGCAUGUCUGCAACCUGUACGCUGCCACAAUAUACACAGUAUAAGCCUACACACACACACAGCCAGGAUAUACACUGCAUGCCUGCAACCUGUACGCUGCCAGUCUGGAAAUACCCAGCAUGGUCACUGCCAGCGUGUAUACAGCAUGUACACUGAUCAGCCACAACAUUAAAACCACUGACAGGUGAAGUGAAUAACAUUGAUUAUAUUGUUACAAUGGCACCUGUCAUGGGGUGAGCUAUAUUGGGCAGCAAGUGAGCAAUUCAGUUCUUGAAUUUCAUGUGUUGGAAGCAGGAAAAAUGAGCAAGCGAAAAGAUCUGAGUGACUUUGACAAGUGACAAAUAGUGAUAACUAGAUGACUGGGUCAAAGCAUCUCCAAAACUGCAAGUCUUAUAGGAUGUUCCUGGUAUGCAGUGGUUAGUACCUUUGAAAAGUUGUGCAAGAAAGACAACUGGUGAACCAGGUGUAGCGGAGGCCUGGUAUUUCACAGGUUAUCUCCACUCAAGAUCCCAGUGAGGCUCAGGAACAAGUAUUAAAAAAUCCAUAAGGCAAGAAAAUCCACAAAUAUCCCAAUACGGAUCCCAAUGACUGGACGAGACACAGCAUCAGGAGCAGAACUGAACUUUUUUUAUUCCCAACAACCUUCUUUUAAAGCUUUCUCCCAUGCAAGGGAGGGAUUCACAUUAAUUAGUACAGUACAGUAUCCAAUCUCCUCCCCUCACUUAUACAUACUGCAGUUUUACCCGAUUUCUGGAUGUACUCCAAAACAGUCAGAAUUAUAUAAUGAGUAUAACCAAAAUAUUCAAAAUUCACCCAGAUCAGACCAGGGGUUCGAGAGUUAGGUGGAAGAGGCAAUUUGACCGACCGCACACGAGGUAGUAUCUGAAAAAGGCUCCAUGUGUUUUGGCCUUGCGGUCGGUCUCUGUUCGGGUGAUAAAAUGCAUAGAAAUACUCGCCAUCCAAAGUUAAAUCUGUAUUCGUAUUUAUUCCCUUGUUCGGGACAUUUAUUUUACCGAAUGAGGAGCUGGUUGGCCCCUCCGUUUGGGAGUUAUGGAGCUCUGGAGGUCUCAGCGGUGUUUGCCUAGUAGAGUGUCCGAUUUUGCAAAACACAGCUGUUCUGGAGUUUGAUGGCCGCUGCCACGUGCUCGUCUCCCGAACGGCGGCCACCCAGAGGACAAAGCACACACUGCACUGAUUGCCAGUUACGAGUUUGCAACAUUGUUGCAAACGGUAGUUGGAGGCACACUUAUUCCUGGGGUGGUCUGAUUGUUCUGUAGUUUCACUCGUUUAAUAAACGGAGUGAUUUUACCGAACAAUCAGACGAAUGCUGCAUACAAUAUACAUAUAUACAAAAUUAAACGAAAGCAUAUUAAAACACAUAAUUUUGCGGACAAUGCCAUCCGCUACACCAGGGUCAUGGGCACCCAAGGCUCAUUGAUGCACAUGGGGAGUGAAAGCUAGCCCGUCUUGUCUGAUCACACGCAAACGCUAUUGUAGCUCAAAAUGCUGAAAACCAUAAUGCUGGCCAUGAUAGAAAGGUGUCCGACACAGUGCUGUGUAGCCACAGACCCAUCAGAGAGCCCAUGGUGAUGAUUUUUCCACUUCCGAAAGCACCUUCAAUGGGAAUGUGAGUGUCCGAAUUGGAGCGUGAUCUCCCCAGAUCUCAAUCCGAUUUUAAGAAUGUGUGGGAUGUGCUGGAACAACAAGUCCGGUCCAUGGAGGCGGCCCCUUGUAACUUGCAGGACUUAAAGUAUCUGCUGCUAAUGUCUUGGUGCCAGAUAUCACAGGACACAUUCAGAGGUCUUAUGGAAUCCAUACCUUGAAGUAUCAUAGCUGUUUUGGCUGCACAAGAGGGACUAGCAUGAUAUUGGGCAGGUAGUUCCAAAGAUGUGGCUGAUCAGUAUAUAAUGUCAUACCCACAGUAUGUAGGCUACUAGCAUAUACACAUUAUGCCAGUAGUAUGUUAAGUGCUAGAAAAUACACAGCAUGCCCAGAGCACUUAACUUAAUUCCUCCAUUAUUGUAUUAUUUAUAAAGGCAACUCCUCUGCAACAUGCACUUCAUAUAUUUCCAUGAGGACUGCAACACCAGAACUGCUCCCAUGUUGCCUUCACAGCUGUGGCACUGCUUGCAUGUUUUUUUGCCUUUUCUUAACCCAUGCAUUACCUUGGUGUGUAUAUGCAACAAGGGGUGCUAAUGGUGCUCUCUCUCCCAGAGUCAGCAGACCGAUCAGGCAAUAACAGUCUGUACAGAAGCCCAUCAAAGAGACCCACAAAAUCCAUUUCUCCUCAAAGACCGAGCUGAUGCUUACAUCCUAAAUGAAGAGUAUGAAAAAGGUAGGAUCAUGCAGAAGAUGAUGUGGAUAUUUGUAGUGGAGGUCUGGGUCUAUAUUAUUUGGGUGUGUGGUUAUAUAGUUACUCUAGGGGAACGGAGUUUGGGUGUGUGGUUAGUCACCCCAGGAGAGGUGAAUUUUUGGGUGUGGUUAUAUCGUCACCGUGGGAGAGGUGAGAUUUGGGGGUGUGGUUAUAUGGUCACUGGGAAAGGUGAGAUUUUGGGGAGUGGUUAUAGUCACCCCGGGAGAGGUUAGAUUUGGGGGUGUGGUUAGUCACCCCGGGAUAGGUGCGAUUUGGGGGUGUAGUUAUAUAGUCACCAUGGGAGAGGUGAGACUUGGGGGUGUGGUUAUAUAGUCACCCUGGGAGAGGUGAGAUUUGGGGGUGUGGUUAUAUAGUCACCCUGGGAGAGGUGAGAUUUGGGGGAGUGGUGGUAUAGUCAACCUGGGAGAGGUGAGCUUUGGGGGUGUGGUUAUAUAGUCUCCUUGGGAGAGGUGAGAUUUGGGGGUGUGGUGGUAUAGUCAACCUGUGAGAGGUGAGUUUUCAGGGGGUGGCUAUAUGAUUUUAUUUUUUCUGCUUUUAGCUGUGGAAGAUUAUCAGCAAGCUAAAGAGCUGGAUGGCGAGAGCGAGGAAUUUAAAGAAGGCCUCGAGCGAGCUCAAAAACUACUCAAGCAAUCCAAGAAACGAGAUUAUUAUAAAAUCUUGGGUGUUAAAAGGUACUCUGUCUGUUUUACACAGUGGACAUGACAUAUCUUAACUGUGAGAGAAUCUUGAAAGCAGGCAGCGAGUGAAAAUACCAAAUCCUAUACAUUGUAAAGGCCUAACUUACUGUGGCAGAAAAAAAGGCUAUCCUCCUCCUUCGCAUCUUUGCAGUGUUUGUCAUUUCUACUCUUUGCCCUCUGUUGCGUUUUAUUAUUAUUAUUUUUUUUUUUUUAAUGUGUCCUCUCUGGCUCGUGGGGUCUCUCCUUUCCUCUGACAUUAAAUGUCAAAAGGUCUAGUCAGGCAAAGUCUGCGUUACCCUGCAGUAGCUUGGUGAGCGUUCCCUGCCUGGCACCGCACUCUCCACACAGCUAUUGUAAGAGAGGGAGACCUGACAAUUCAAAGGGGAAAGCUAGACUGCCUCGCGGGAUGACACCGGAAACGGGUGGGUUUCAGCCGUUAAAAUCAGGAAAAUUGAGAAAUGAAUGGUACAUUUUUAGGGACAACAUAAAUCUCAUAACCACCAAUAAACAUUGUACAAUAGGUUGCAUGACGUAAAGUUCCAUUAUAUAUAAUCAUCAUUUAAGUAUACAAACUAUAUUAACUGUUCUGUUCCACAAUAUUUUCAUGAUUUAGAUCAAACAGCACAAUAAUGACCACAGUUCACAUUUGAAUGCCGAAUGCAUGUGACUGUGAUAACGUAACAUUGGUUACCUGCGUUAAAUGUGUGAAUCCUGUUUUUGUUCUUUUCCCCAUUUGCUACAGUAUUUGGAUUAUGUUAUUGACUUCUACUCAGAGGAAAAGCAAGCAGCAUUUAUAUGGAACUUUCCUCUUUCAUAAAUGUGAAAGGGGAGCCACCACUACCCUAGAAUCUUAAUAUUCUGUUUGUUUAUAGAAACAUAGAAUGUAACGGCAGAUAAGAACCAUUCGGCCCAUCUAGUCUGCCCAAUUUUCUAAAUACUUUCAUUAGUCCCUGGCCUUAUCUUAUAGUUAGGAUAGCCUUAUGCAUAUCCCACGAAUGCCUUAACUCCUUUUUGUUAUGUUUAACAAAUAUGUGUUUGGGAAGUUUAAGAGACAAAUUCACACCAUUGUAUUUACCGCUAUCAUUUAUCUGAGUGAUCCAUCUUAACGUCCUGUCAGUCAUUGCUAUAAGCUCCGCCCUUUGCUCCUGUCAGUCUGCACAGAGAGGAGAAACAAACCAGGUUUCUCCUCCCACAAUGUAUCCCAAUGCUGUGUCUGUGCCAGGACUUAACUGGAGUGUGAUAUCAACUGCUAAAUCUUUAAUAUACAUUUAAAAUAUAACAUGUGACAAAGACGGGUCUCUCUCUCCCCCUGCUCUCUCGCUCUCCCCCGCCCGCUCGCGCUCUCCCCCGCCCGCUCGCGCUCUCCCCCGCCCGCUCGCGCUCUCCCCCGCCCGCUCGCGCUCUCCCCCGCCCGCUCGCGCUCUCCCCCGCCCGCUCGCGCUCUCCCCCGCCCGCUCGCGCUCUCCCCCGCCCUCUCUCCGUCUCCCCCGCCCUCUCUCCGUCUCCCCCGCCCUCUCUCCGUCUCCCCCGCCCUCUCUCUAAUCCUCCCCCCAGCCCUCUCAUCGUCUCCCCAGCCCUCUCUCCGUCCUCCCCGCCCUCUCUCCGUCUCCCCCCAGCCCUCUCUCCGUCUCCCCAGCCCUCUCUCCGUCUCCCUCCCACCCCUCUCUCCGUCUCCCCCCAGCCUCUCUCGUCUCCCCACCCAGCCCUCUCUCUCAGUCUCCCCCCCGCCCCUCUCUCCAGUCUCCCCGCCCUCUCCAGAGUCUCCCCCCCGCCCUCUCUCCAUGUCUCCCCCCCCAGCCCUCUCUCCGUCUCCCCCCGCCCUCUCUCUCCCCCUCCACAUUUGCAAGAUAUUAAUUGGUAAAGAAAGUUAUAACCAGCAGAUAUUAAAACAUUUUUAAUUAGAGUCCAAAAUAACCUAAUGCAUGGAAGUUCUAACUAAAGAACAGAAAGGAAAGUGGUGCACAAUACUUGUACUGGCUGGCAAUACAGCAAAAUUAUAAUUAGCACAAUUCUUAAGCAAAUCUGGAUGUCUUGGUUACUAAUGUGAGGCUUCAUGGAUUCCUACGGUGAGGCAUCUGUGAAUCUGACCAGGUAGUGCACAGUCCUGCUCUGUAUUGAGAGGCCAAAAAUAUUUUUAUAAAAAUAUCACAGGCCCGUGGGUAUUUGAUUGAUCAGAUAGACUGGGACUUUCAAAGAGGUGCACUUGCUGCUGUUGCAGGUGCUUGGUACGAGGGUAUGUUGCCGAUGUUGCCAGAAGUCCACAAAUAUCUGGUCGAGCCGGGUAAGAAUUUGAGACUGCUGGUCUCUGCUUUCUAGGAGAAAGUUUGUGUCUGCCAUGUUCAAGGAGGGGCCCCUCCCACGAAUCAGUCAAUGAAACGUGCCUUCAGGCACUAUAGAGCUAUUGAUAGAUUCCGGGAUUACUGUGCCCACUUUGGGUUGGCCGCAAAAUUCUCUAGUUCAGGAACCUCCAAACACAAGAAGAGUUGCUUCAUGCCUAGAUAUGCUAGAGUAGUGCUUUGAGACUAGAAGCAGUGAAUGAUCGAUAUUUGUGGCCGAUCUGACAAUCAAGAUUUGCUUGUUUCUCUUAAAAGCUCUCUUCAGGCGUCUGGUCAACUCUUAAGUUAGGCUUUGUCCCCCUAUAAGUCUUUAUUUUUUUAAGAGUUAAUUAACCUUUAAAGCCUCUUGUGAUCCUAGUUUUUCCGGCUCUCUGUAUAGUUAACACAUUAGCUUACUAUUUAUAUUUAUUAGUUUAGUAGUUCAUUAAAUGAGUUUUCUUUUCUUACCAUUUCUUCCUCUAUUCCUCUAGAAAUGCCAACAAGCAGGAAGUGAUCAAGGCGUACCGAAAGCUGGCUCAGCAAUGGCAUCCAGAUAACUUCCAAUCAGAGGAUGAGAAGAGAGAGGCAGAGAAAAAAUUCAUUGAUAUCGCAGCUGCCAAAGAAGUUUUAACAGACCCAGGUAUUCUAUAGCACUGGGCCCAAUUAUUUUCCUGUAUCACCUGCUCUCUCACCUCUCUGCAACUUCUCCUAUUCCUCAAUGUAACGUCUCCUAUUACUUUUAUAUAGCCUUCCAUACAGCCGCCAGGGAGCUAGCGUUCGGUUCCAUUCGAAUGAAGGGAAAGUGCCGAACCAGGGAAAGCUACUAAUGGCGGCUGGGCAGGGUAACUCCAGAAUGGUGUCUCUUACCUGGACCAUAGUCGGUGGGCAGGAGGCCAGCUUCCACGCUCCUCCAGGAGUUUGUGGCAAACGUUUGUGGGAAGGAACGUUUGUCACAAAGCCCUCCCUAUAACUCCUCCUAUUACUCCAUAUAAUCCUCCAUAAAACUCCUCCUAUUACUCCAUAUAAUCCUCCAUAAAACUCCUCCUAUUACUCCAUAUAAUCCUCCAUAAAACUCCUCCUAUUACUCCAUAUAACCCUCUCUAUAACUCCUAUUACUUCAUACAAGCCUCCCUAUAACUCCUACUAUUACUCCAUAUAAUCCUCCAUAAAACUCCUCCUAUUACUCCAUAUAAUCCCCCAUAAAACUCCUCCUAUUACUCCAUAUAACCCUCUCUAUAACUCCUAUUACUCCAUAUAACCCUCUCUAUAACUCCUCCUAUUACUCCAUAUAACCCUCCCUAUAACUCCUCCUAUUACUACAAAUAACUUCCCUAUAACUCCUCCCAUUACUCAUAUAACCCUCUCUAUAACGCCUCCUAUUUCUCCAUAUAACCCUGUCUGUAACCCUCUCUAUACUCUAGAACUCCUUCUAUUACUCCAUAUAACCCUCUCUAUAACUCUUACUAUUACUCCUGUAGCGGAAUGGACGCUUGCCAGACACUUUUUAUGUUCGUAUUACCUGUAGCAGAACUUCCACCUUUUGUGUGUUGUUUUCCUGUUAUUUUGUGUGGUUCCUCUUUGGCCGUUCGGGAGACUUCAUACGAACAGAAUCCCUUGGUUUCCCGAAUGAGGACCACCCCUUAGAAUGUUGACACCAACCACUUAAGUGCGAAACCGCAAGGAAAACCAUUAAUAAGGGCUUCCCCUGGGUGGCUGCCAGUUUGUAUAACUGAACACGUGGCGGCCAUCUUGUCUCCCAAACGUGGGCAGCAGUACUCGGUCGUUGAGUGCCUGGAACUCUUUUCGGCUAUGCACUCGCCCGAGCACCGUUAAACUUUAAACCACUGCCCGUUCCAGUUCCCGACCACCUACACGAACAGCGUUCGGGAGAUAUGAACUACGAAACAGGGGGAGCAUUCGUAUUCUGAAAUAAAGAUUCCCUUGUAUGGUGUAAGCACAAGAACCUCAUGAACGGAGACCGGCCAGGGCAACAAUUUCCCUGGAACUGUUUUGGGCUAGCGCCUCGUGUAUGGCCAGUCAAAACUUUACCACAAUGUCAUUCCCAUUCUGCCAAACAGAUCAGAGUGAUUCUUGGAUAUGUUGGACACUCAGAUUGGGGCUAUUGGGGAAUGUACUUUUCGUGGGGUUCUGGAAUAUGGUUGAGGUUUUUUUUGGGUACAGGAUAUUUUGUUGGAUUUUAUGUAUCUGGGAGAUAAUUGCCAGAGAAAACGAAUCUAAUUUAAUUAUCUCUUAGGCACAGAGGAUCCUGAGAUUGAAAACCCUACAUUAUUUUAUGUGAAACCCCUUACAUAGGACUGGGCAUAAAAGCAGUGUAUGUGCCAAUAAAUUUCAGUUGUACCCCCAGAGCUGUGUGUCGUCCAGUUACUGGGGAGGAGGUGGGAGAUUCUUUGACUAAUUUGCUUGUUCCUGAUUGUACUUUGAUGUAUCCAGCUGAGGAGAGUCCCUGAUGGGACUAGGGCUCCGCUACAACUCCAUAUAACCCUCUCUAUAACUCCUCCUAUUAUUUCAUAUAACCUCUCUAUAACUGCUUCUAUUACUUCAUAUAAUCCUAUCUAUAACUCCUCCUACUACUUCACAGAACCCUCUCUAUAACUCCUCCUAUGACUCUAUAUAACCCUCCUUACAACAAAAAGUAUAAAUUCACCUGUGUGCAGAUAGAAAAACACACUUAGUGGGUAUUAAGUGAAAAAACACAUAAAUUACCCUUAAUUAACUGUAUUGUAGAUGGAAGGAUUCCUCUUAUAUCCUCAAGACAAUAAUAACAAAGUGCCAAAAAAUGGCUAUCUACAAUACAAAAGUAAUAAAGACAGACAUAGCGCAAUACUGUUGCAAAAUAGGAAUUAUAGAUAUAAAUGAUUGCACUCACAAAAACAGUUUGAUUGAAGGCAUAUCAGAUAUAAUGAUGUAUGAACUUCAGGACUUGUGGAACAUCGAUAUCAUGCAUAGGAGGAAAAAAGAUAAAUAAUAGUGCAGAGUAUCCAAGUAAAAAAUGACACACUUUAUUAAUAAAUACACUUACAAAAUAGAAGUGUCAAGUGGGCACAUCAAGCUCAGAUGGGAGAAAAAAAACGAAUCCCAGUGUCAGGGUCCAGUGGAGCAGGAAAGCCAAAUAAACAAUAAAAUAAAAUCAAUAAUAAAUGAAUAAAAGAUAUAAAAUACUCUAGACAAUAAAGGACAUAAGCCCUUAUGUCCUUUAUUGCCUAGAGUAUUUUAUAUCUUUUAUUCAUUUAUUAUUGAUUUUAUUUUAUUGUUUAUUUGGCUUUCCUGCUCCACUGGACCCUGACACUGGGAUUCGUUUUUUCUCCCAUCUGAGCUUGAUGUGCCUACUUGACACUUCUAUUUUGUAAGUGUAUUUAUUAAUAAAGUGUGUCAUUUUUUACUUGGAUACUCUGCACUAUUAUUUAUCUUUUUUCCUCCUAUGCAUGAUAUCGAUGUUCCACAAGUCCUGAAGUUCAUACAUCAUUAUAUCUGAUAUGCCUUCAAUCAAACUGUUUUUGUGAGUGCAAUCAUUUAUAUCUAUAAUUCCUAUUUUGCAACAGUAUUGCGCUAUGUCCGUCUUUAUUACUUUUGUAUUGUAGAUAGCCAUUUUUUGGCACUUUGUUAUAACCCUCCUUACAACUACUCCUAUUACUCCAGAUAACCCUCCCUAUAACUCUUCCCAUUACUCCAUAAAACCCUCUCUAUAGCUCCUCCUAUUACUCUAUAUCAUCUGUGGCGGGACCGUUGUCUGUCUGUAAAUUGUCUUAUGUGAUUGCCUGUAUGUUCCCCAUGUAUUUGUGAAUCUGUGUAUGUUUUACCUGCUCCCCGUUCGGUAAAGCUCAUACGAACAGGUUCCGUUCGUCUCCCGAAUGGGAACCUCUCCAAGAUCCCAUUUAGAAUGUUUAGUUAGAACGUUCACACCUCGCUAACGAGGUUUGGCAACUUGCAACAUAAGUGCAAAACCACAAUAACAUUUCGCAACAAGUGUGAAACCACAAGGAAAGUAAUUGAGUGCUUCCUCUGGGUGGCUGGCGUUCGUAUGGACGAAUGCCGCCCAGGGGGAGCAUUUGUAUCCCGAAAGGAGAUGCUCCCCUUGCCUGGUUUCACACAGGGACUUCACGAACGGAGGAGGUUCGCACUGGACACAGUUGUGGAGGUCCCUGAGAAUGGUGGGGACAUUCCUUGGGGACAAUGGCGGUGUGGCGGGCUUUCUGUAGCUGGGAUUCAGAGGCAGGAAGCUUUCCCGCGCUGGGACUCCCAUGGACAGAGGCUCAUUGGAUAACUGAGGUGGGAAACCCUGAGGAUGGGUGGCGGGAACUGGGGUCAAAGGAACUAGAGUUCCUGUCACAGGCCCCUGGGAGGGAACACUGAAUGGCGGGAACGGGGGACAAAGGGACUGAGGUUCCGGUAUAUAACCCUCAGGAGGAGGAAGAGGAUUCUGGGAGGGGACAUUGUCAUUGUGUGUGUGUUCCACCCCUUCCAUGAGGAAAGUAUAAAGCAGAGUGUAGCCAAUAAAGUGUUGUUGGACCCCCAGGACUGUGUGUUACUGGGGGAAAUGGGUCUCUUCCUUCUGUAUUGGCGGAGGUAACCAGUUGGGUAACCCUCGUUCAGCUACAUAACCCUCCCUAUAACUCCUCCUAUUACUCCAUAUAACCUUCCCUAUAACUCCCCCUAUUACUCCAUAUAAGCCUCCCUAUAACUCCUCCUAUUACUCCAUAUAACCUUCCCUAUAACUCCUCCUAUUACUCCAUAUAACCCUCCCUAUAACGCCUCCUAUUACUCCAUAUAACCCUCCCUAUAACUCCUCCUAUUACUCCAUAUAACCCUCCCUAUAACUCCUUCUAUUACUCCAUAUAACCCUCCCUAUAACUCCUCCUAUUACUCUAUAUAACCUUCUCUAUAACUCCUCCUGUUACUCCAUAUAACCCUCUCCCUAUAACUCCUCCUAUUACUCCAUAUAACCCUCUCCCUAUAACUCCUCCUAUUACUCUAUAUGACCCUCCCCAUCACUCCUUCUAUUACUCCAUAUAACCUUCCCUAUAACUCCUCCUAUUACUCCAUAUGACCCUCCCCAUCACUCCUUCUAUUACUCCAUAUAACCCUUCUUAUAACUCCUCCUCUUACCCCUCCCAGUUUUGCUGUAUAUGACGCACGUUUUCCCUUUAUUCUCAGAGAUGCGUCAGAAAGUGGAUGCUGGGGAAGACCCCUUGGACCCGGAGAAUCAGCAGGGCUCCGGACACCACCAGCAAUGGCCUUUUGAAUUUAACCCUUUCAGCUCAGGAAACUUUCAUUUCAAAUUCAACUUCAAUUAAUUGUCCUCUUAGGACAGAAGGAAAACCAUUUUAUGGAUUAUUUAACUCCAACUGUGAGACUAACACUCCCAUUUAUCGUCAGACCCAAGCAGCCCACUGGCAUUGAUAGGGUUAAAGGAAGCCGGUAUUUUGACUUGAGAGAAAUCUCCAUGGUGCUGGCACUUCGGGAAUCAUUGGCACUUCAAGAGAAUUUACUGUGACUUAACCUGGAGAACCCGGGCGGCGUGCCUAAUCAGAUGUCCAACUAGGUCAAGAGUUUCAGAUUUUAUUGACUUUCUUAAUGCAACAAAUUUAAAAGAAAAUAUAUAUACAACAGAACUUUGGUUGGGUGGGAAAUAAAAAAAAAAAAAAAAAUUAAAUUACAUUUCAUGAUUUCUUUUCCAAUGGAUAAUGCAGCUGAAUUACCAUGUCAAUGUUUAUGUGGAAUUGAAAAGGAAUAGGGGGAAUAUUUUACUGGUUAAUUGGAUCUUAAUUAUUUUGUUUACUUAUUACUGGAAUUUAUAAAGCACCAACAUAUUCUGCAGCGCUGUACAAUUGGG